CAUCUUCCUUGAGUUACUUGCAAAUUUUGCAUGUACUCAAACCAGCUCUGCUCCUCCCACAACACUCAUAGAGGCUCGAAACACUCGUGCGCCGACCACGUCCUAAGAUAUUGAUUUUACCCACCACCACCUCGUUCAACUCUCCACUCUCAUCCGACAUGUCUGCUCCCGCUGUCGCCAACAACACCUCUGGGUACAACACCCCUGACUCUCAACUCGAGGGCGUGGUCCCGGUGCACCCCACUUCGGCUCGUCGUGAACAUGCCAUUGCUGUUCAGUCCGAGAACACCUCGUUCACCGACGAGCACAUCACCGCGAAGUUCGUCAACCGCGGCACCGAAGUGAAAGUUUCGAACGGCCAAUAUGUCGUUACCCCCACCACUCAAACCGUCGAAUUCCAAACUCAACGCAAGGUCAACAAGACUGGUCUCAUGAUGAUCGGUAUUGGCGGCAACAACGGAACCACGUUGUGCGCGACCAUCCUCGCCAACCGUCACCAGAUCACCUGGAACACCAAGGAAGGUCUCCAAACCCCGAACUACAUUGGUUCCCUCCUUCGUGCUUCCACCUUCCGUCUUGGUGUCGACUCUACCACCGGCAAGGACAUCUAUGUCCCCGUCUCCGACCUCCUCCCCAUGGUCCACCCCAAUGACCUCGUCUUGGGCGGCUGGGACAUCUCCGGCACCCCCAUGGACAAGGCCAUGUACCGCGCCAAGGUCCUCGACUACGACCUCCAGCGCCAGGUCGCUCCCCACAUGGCCCUCCUCGGCAAGCCACUCCCCUCCAUCUACUACCCCGACUUCAUCGCCGCCAACCAGGAGGCCCGUGCCGACAACCUCAUCCCCGGCAACGACAAGCAGGCCCACCUCGAGCAGAUCCGUGCGGACAUCCGCAAGUUCAAGCAGGACAACGACUUGGACCGCGUUAUCGUCUUCUGGACUGCCAACACCGAGCGAUACAGCGACAUCAUCCCCGGCGUUAACGACACGGCCGACAAUCUCUUGAACGCCAUCAAGACCUCCCACUCCGAGGUUUCCCCGUCCACUCUCUUCGCUGUCGCCUCCAUCCUCGAGGGUGAGCCCUUCAUCAACGGUGCUCCUCAGAACACCUUCGUCCCUGGUGCCAUCGAGCUCGCCGAGCGCGAGAAGUCCUUCAUCGGUGGUGAUGACCUCAAGUCCGGCCAGACCAAGCUCAAGUCCGUUCUCGCCGAGUUCCUCGUCAACGCUGGCAUCAAGCCCCUCUCCAUCGCCUCCUACAACCAUCUCGGCAACAACGACGGCGAGAAUCUCUCCGCCGAGCGCCAGUUCAAGAGCAAGGAGAUCAGCAAGAGCAGCGUCGUCGACGACAUGGUCAACGCCAACCGCCUCCUGUUCAAGGCUCCCGAGGUCGGCGAGAAAGGCGUCCCCAUCGGCAAGGGCGAGCAUCCCGACCACAUCGUCGUCAUCAAGUACGUCCCCGCCGUCGGCGACUCCAAGCGCGCCAUCGACGAGUACUUCUCCGAGAUUUUCUGCGGUGGUCGCUCUGUCAUCAACAUCUUCAACGAGUGCGAGGACUCCUUGCUUGCCACCCCCCUCAUCCUCGACCUCGCCAUCUUGGCUGAGCUCCUCACCCGUGUCAAGUACCGCAAGGAGGGCCAGGCUGACUUCCAGCCCCUCUACUCGGUUCUAUCGUUGCUCUCAUACAUGCUCAAGGCUCCUCUCGUCAAGCCUGGCACUGAGGUCAUCAACAGCUUGAACAGGCAGCGCAACGCUCUCGAGAGUUUCUUGAAGGCUUGCCUCGGCUUGGAGGGCAGCAGCGACCUUCUCCUCGAGACCAGGCUCUGGUAA
Messenger RNA from Coprinopsis cinerea okayama7#130, 1826 nucleotides. Its product is annotated as inositol-3-phosphate synthase. The transcript is spliced from 3 exons. Gene Ontology annotation, molecular function: inositol-3-phosphate synthase activity. Gene Ontology annotation, cellular component: cytoplasm. Gene Ontology annotation, biological process: inositol biosynthetic process; phospholipid biosynthetic process. The record is from RefSeq and is a predicted model, not a curated record. Lineage: Eukaryota; Fungi; Basidiomycota; Agaricomycetes; Agaricales; Psathyrellaceae. Bases 159 to 1826 code for a protein of 555 amino acids.